Aureobasidium pullulans EXF-150 is the source of this 898-nucleotide messenger RNA. Its product is annotated as protein bli-3. The transcript has 3 exons. Lineage: Eukaryota; Fungi; Ascomycota; Dothideomycetes; Dothideales; Saccotheciaceae. Bases 169 to 795 code for a protein of 208 amino acids. The record is from RefSeq and is a predicted model, not a curated record.
UUUUGUGAUGUCAUCGUGGAGACUCUGGAGAGCUCGUCAUUGUUUUCGUGUUCUACCUUCACAAACGUCUCUUUCCUUCUUUCUCUUCCAUCUCUCAAUUGUAAUUGACUCCUCUUCUCUCGAACACUUCAAUCACACUACCAACCUUUCUCAACCUCAACCGCAAAGAUGUCUUUCAGCAACACAGAUACCGGCAGCAAGCCCGCCGACCCCUACACUGCCAAGAACCUUGAGCAGCCCGACACCCUCAAGGAGAAGGUCGGAGAUCUCAUCACCUUUGUCGACAAGUCCAAGUACUGCAUGAUGACCACUCGCAUUGCCAGCAGUGGACUCCUCGUCUCGCGCUGCAUGGCCCUCGCCGCCAAGGAGGGCAACGGUAUCGACCUCAUCUUCCACGCCAACAGCGAGUCUGGCAAGACCGAUGACCUCGAGUCUGACAACGACAUCAACCUGGCCUUCCUUCAGCCCUCCGGCGAGUGGGCUUCCAUCUCCGGUAUUGCCUCCAUUGAGACCGACCGCGAGAAGGUCCGCAAGUACUACUCCCCCGGCCUCAAGGCCUGGUUGGGUGACCUCGGUGACGGCAAGCACGACGGUGGCCCUGAGGACCCCAGAAUCAUCCUCAUCAAGGUCAAGGCCAAGACUGCUCAGUACGCCAUCACCAGAUCUGCUACUGGCGCUCUCGGCAACUUUGUCGAGUUCGCCAAGGGUGUUGCCACUGGUGAGACCGCCCAGGUCAACAAGCUCAGAUACCUCGACGAGUCUGAGCUCCAGCAAUGGCGCACCUCCAGUCAAUAGGCUAAUGACUUAUGUAAAUCAAGCCUGAGAAGUGGCCAAAGAGAGCCAGCAUCAGCUACGAUAUAGCAUGACCACAAAGUAAUGAAAUAAGCAUGUUCAAACU